AUGGCAUUGGCUCUUGGCGCUUUGUGGGCGUGGAGUGUCUACGACAAAGCAGUCAUUUCUUAUUAUUCCAGCAAGUACAAACCUGCACCCUUACCCAAGGAGCCGAGCUACAGUCCGGCGGAUGUCAGCAUCAUAGUUCCGACAAUCGAUACUGAGUCGACAUUUACGGAAUGUAUGCGUCUCUGGCUGAAGUCAAAGCCACGAGAAGUCAUCAUCGUGACAGUUGAGCGAAAUAGAGACCGCAUCGUGCGACUAUUGGAGCCUCUCAAAGAGGAUGCUGACAAGAUUGUCAUCCUCUGUGCGCCAUUAGCCAACAAACGAGUGCAGCUGGUUGUGGGUGUCAAGGCUGCUCAAGGUAGUAUCCUCGCCUUGGUGGACGACGACGUGUACUGGCGGGCUGCAGGUGUGCUCCCAUAUCUCUUGGCACCUUUUGAGAAUGCCAAGGUCGGCGCAGUUGCUGGCAUACAGAGUGCUGAGAUCCGUACUGAUCGCCAAGAUCCAAACGUUAUAACGGUAUGGGAAGCCACUUCGACGUAUGACCUAUGCCAGUGGAAGGGUUCUCGCGAGGUACACUUUGCUGCCGACGGAGGCUGCUGGUGUUUGUCCGCUCGAACGCUACUCAUCCGCGCUUCUAUCCUACAAGAUCCAUCUUUUGUUGAUACCUACACCCACGAGAUUAUUGGCCAUAAGUUGGUGAACACUGCGGAUGACGUUGUCCUGACCGGUUGGGUGUUCGAUAGCGGAUGGGAGGUCUUCAUUCAAAACGUUCCCGAAGCGGAGAUCACCACCAAUAUUCCUGAGGACCAUAAGUUUGCCUUGCAGAUUCUUCGUUGGGACAGAGGAAACUUUCGUACGUUUCUCGGAUACAUCUUCGUCCACCCAGGACUCCCAAAACUGAUGCGGAGGCAUCCAUACACUACUUUCAAGAUGGUCGAGCGGCUCGCUCGACCAAUUUGGGCCUUAAUGUACCUAUGGGCUUGGCUUCAGACUCUGAGCACAGUACCUUGGAUUGCAUUUGCAUUCUUGGCUUGGGUGAUAGGUGGCUGGGGCGGAUGGGUUUCGUCUUACAAAUCCUUCCUCAAAAAGUACCCCUACUGCGGCCGUCAAUGGUGGGGAUUCAUCGUUAUGGAUCUGUUUGGUCCUGUCGUGGACAUCUAUGUCUACUUCACGAUGAACAACGAUAGCUGGUUAACAAGAGUAGCAGACAUUCAAGAGAUGAAAUAA
Colletotrichum tamarilloi is the source of this 1224-nucleotide messenger RNA. RefSeq names its product glycosyltransferase family 2. The record is from RefSeq and is a predicted model, not a curated record. NCBI's taxonomy places the organism in Eukaryota, Fungi, Ascomycota, Sordariomycetes, Glomerellales, Glomerellaceae. The transcript has 5 exons. The coding region runs from base 1 to 1224 and encodes 407 amino acids.